This is a messenger RNA of Chiloscyllium plagiosum (whitespotted bambooshark), 3884 nucleotides long. Its product is annotated as syntaxin-1A. Gene Ontology annotation, molecular function: SNARE binding; SNAP receptor activity. Gene Ontology annotation, biological process: exocytosis; vesicle fusion; intracellular protein transport. Gene Ontology annotation, cellular component: SNARE complex; endomembrane system; plasma membrane. The record is from RefSeq and is a predicted model, not a curated record. NCBI's taxonomy places the organism in Eukaryota, Metazoa, Chordata, Chondrichthyes, Orectolobiformes, Hemiscylliidae.
GCCUGGUGAGUGGGGGAGAGAAGCCGCAGAGCCCGGCGUUGACAUCCUUCUCUUGUUGCUGCUGCUGCUGCUGCUGUGUGUGGACGGUCCGCGCAGAGACACUCCGAGCCGAGAUGAAGGAUCGUACCCAGGAGCUGCGGGCUGCAAAGGACAGCGAUGAUGAUGAUGAAGUCAGUGUUAAUGUGGACAGAGACCACUUCAUGGAUGAGUUCUUUGAACAGGUUGAAGAAAUCCGAGGCUUCAUAGACAAGAUCUCCGAGAACGUGGAAGAGGUUAAACGAAAACACAGUGCAAUCCUCGCUGCACCAAACCCAGAUGAAAAAACAAAGGAGGAAUUGGAAGAACUGAUGACGGAUAUCAAGAAGACAGCAAAUAAGGUUCGCUCCAAGUUAAAGAGUAUUGAACAGAGCAUAGAACAGGAGGAGGGUCAGAACAGAUCCUCAGCUGACUUAAGAAUACGCAAGACACAGCAUUCUACCCUGUCCCGUAAAUUUGUAGAGGUGAUGUCUGAGUACAAUGGUACACAGACUGAUUACAGGGAGCGUUGCAAAGGACGAAUCCAGCGACAACUCGAAAUCACUGGCAGAACGACUACAAAUGAGGAGCUUGAAGACAUGCUGGAGAGUGGGAAUCCUGCUAUCUUCACAUCUGGGAUCAUAAUGGACUCGAACAUAACAAAGCAGGCACUGAAUGAGAUUGAGACACGACACCAUGAGAUCAUCAAACUGGAAAACUGUAUCCGUGAGCUGCACGACAUGUUCAUGGACAUGGCAAUGCUGGUAGAGAGCCAAGGAGAGAUGAUAGACAGAAUCGAAUACAACGUUGAGCACUCAGUUGACUACGUAGAGAGGGCAGUGUCCGACACGAAAAAGGCGGUUAAGUACCAGAGUAAAGCACGACGGAAGAAGAUUAUGAUCAUUAUAUGCUGUGUGGUGCUGGGGGUCGUCAUCGCCUCCACAGUUGGGGGAAUAUUUGGAUUUUGAAAAACACAAAAUAGGAGAGAAUCUACCAAUGUGAUGUGGGCAGUUCAGCCACUUUGUGAGAAUGAAGUGACUUUCACUCAGUAACACUGAGAAAGGUUUCUCUGCAUGACUAUCUAGCAUUAAUUCCUUUACUGGUCCUGCUCUUUCUGGCUGUUAAGGUAUGGUAACAUUUAUUUUCUCUUUAAUUUCUUUUUCAAUGAUGCGCUGUUUGCCAUAAACACAUGAAAAUUUGGCCCUGGAAAAAAAAACUCUUCACAUUUAAAGGGAUUGAUCUUAACCCAUUGAUUGCCAAAGCCAAAGAAAGCCCAGUUAACACCAACAAACACAGCGGCUGGAGUCAAUAUUUUAUAAGAUACUGAUCACAAAAACGCAAUAUCUUUUUUAGAAACUCAAAUUAGUGUGCACAAGUUUUCAAAUCUUGUCAAGGUUGGAAGAAUGCAGUGAUCCGACAUCUCAUCAGCACAAUGGUAACCCACUGGACCAGGCUGAAGACCAUGAUGUCAACAAUCUGUGUUAUGUGGAAAUUCUUAUCUUCAUAACAUUUCCAUAGCUGGAGGAGAGAUCUGGUCUGAAAAUGUUCUGCUUUAAGUGUAAGACUUGAUGUUUGUAACUGUGGGCGAGGACCUGCCAGACUGUCUUUGAAGCCUCUCUUCUGAUCUCAGCCUUACUCCUUAGCUAAUUACAGUAUUUUUUCAUUCACUGUCAUUUCUUCAUGUGAAGAAGAAUCGCUGAUGAAGCCUUUCUCAAGUGGUGCUAUCGCUGCCUGUGACGUUAGAGAAAAGGCUGACAAGAUCUGAAGAGUAUCUUUAAAGGAUUCAGCUUUUUAAUCAAAAAAAGUGAAAUGAGAAUGGAACAAUUCAAAUAAGUUGUCAUCAAUAUUUUUUAUGUAUUCUGCUCUGGUAAAAACAAAAUCAGAAACUGGGCUGAUGAGCCAAUAAUAGUUCUACCAGUCAAAAGAUAAAUUAUUUCAGCUUACUCAAAGUGGAAGCAUAACUUUUGGAAAAGAUAGACUUCACGUCCAUCUCUAAUUUAUAUAAGGUACCCUCAACAAGGAGCAGUUUCCAUCUCUUAAUUACCAUGUGUCCUAAACAGAUCAAGCUCUCAUUUUAACAUCCCAUAAAGGGCUUCAUAUUAGGAGAUAUUGCACCCUGUCUUUAGUUUUACAUUCAGGAUUCUAAUUUAUUUUAAAUCUAUGUAAAAUCAAGCUUUUAUUGGCUGUUUUACAAAUAUUUCCCACAUGUGCAAUUUUACAAACAAUACACUGGUCCUUACCAGAUGCCAGCAUUGCCAGUAUGCAGUCCGAGGCAACUAGGUAUCCAAGGGCUUUAAAGAGCAGUUAGUCAAGACUUGCCACUCUGCACUUGAGUAUGGCAGCUCCUUCGGGUUGUUGAGGUGAUGUCAGUCUGCAUGUGGUGCAGCAAGUUCUGUUGCCAAAUUUCUUCCAGUCUUAGUAAAAAGUACAUUUUAUUUAUGCAAUUUAUGUAUGGAAAAAAAUGUAACCAGAUUUUUAAAAUUCCAGCUUUUUGUUGUCUAUUCCAGCAGUGGUGAUGCAAGAAGGCUUCCUACGCAGGGCGCUGAUAUGGUGCCAUUAGCCAAUUUACUAAAAGCCCCUGACCAGUUAUUUGUACUUUACAGAUUUUAUGUUUUAAAGUUCCAUUUAUAGCUAUCCAGUUCAAACCUUAGUAUUUUGCUCAUUUGAGCUAUUUCAAAACCUGCAGUUUUUUUUGUUGUGACCAUUAUUAUAAAAUUGUUGAACUUCUCCCUCUCUGUUUUAUUGUUACAUUGCCGUAUUUCAUGCCUUAUUACAUUUACUUAUAAGCACUUUCCCUGAGAGUUCAUUAUCAACUGAUAAAGAAUGUUGAGGGACAGAUCUAUAUUAAUGGUGCUGUUGUUUUCACCUUACAUUAUGUAGUUUGAAAGCAGUAAAGAGGUACACAUAGUGGCUAUCAGAGCAGGAAACCUGACAGAUUUUCCAUUCUUAGUCCAGUGAUGCUGAACGCCUCUUUCACUAUCUGUCUGAGAUCUGUUAACUUGGCAUAAACCAGCAUUUUUACCUGGUGACCUUACAAGUGAGAAUAUCACGUUUGUUCACUAUCUUAACCAACUGACCCAUUGGGCAGCUUCAAGUAAAUAGAAAGAAUCAGUAAAAACUUUAAGGAACUAGGAUAUAAUCUGAAACUGGAACAUGCUAAUGAGACUGGAGAGUGUGAAUAUGACAAAGAUUAAACAAAGAUUCUCCAGUUACCUUCUGGGGAUAGAUUGAAAGGUCACAUACUAAAACCAUUAUAUUUAAGUUGCCUUGUGUUCAAUUUCUGCAGCUAUAAAUAUCAGGAAUGGUCUGACUGACGCAGGUACUGUAUACUACUUCAAACAAAAUCAGUGUUAUCUGCAUAAGUUCAGUUUGCAUUAUUCACAGAGAUUAAUGUGAGACUUUACACAUAAUGACUGAGAACCCUCAAUUGCACAAUCUUCAUCCAAACUCUUUCUUGUUCCCUUUGGUCAGUCUAAGCCAGAGAUAUAAUUACACCUGCUACCAAUGUGUAGGCUUUGCAGAGAGACUAUAUUGGAUGUAAUAUUUAGUAAGUGUAUUAUUCAAAGCAAGUAUUUUGAGUAUCUCCCGAUCUUUCAGAAGUCCAAACUCCUCUAGCAAACAUAUUGAGUGCUUCAGUGUGCAAAACAAUGAUAGUGCCAUGAGCAUAUUGGAAUAUGCAGCCAAAUUAGUGGAAUGACAUAUAAUUGAGAAGUAGAUGCAAGCCAUUAACUAAAGGUAGCAAGUUCAUGCCACAUUAGUUGAGGGAUGGAUAGGUAAUGCGUGGGUAGAUUCUGAACAGAGCACUGGUCUCUUCAUCCGAAGAGAAAAAAACAAGAAUUGCUAGAGAAACUCAGCAGAUCUGACAGCUU